AGUCUCGGUCCCAGCGUUGCCAUUCCGACGCACAUCCCCCGCGGAGGAGCAACAGCUACGCACGGACUCGGAGUUUGGUUCCAGGUGGACUGGACGGGUCGAGCUGCCGGACACAGAGCCGCGUCCACCGGCCCCCCGGAGGGCAGCAGCGCAGAGGAUGCGCCCCUGGACGGAGGCUCGCGGUCGGUGAAGUCGGAGACGGGAGAAUGAGACAGAGAAAGGACGCAGUGUAGCGCUGCUGUUCGCGGGAAUAACGGGACCCGGUGGAAGGCACCCCCCCCCCCCCCCCCUCCAGAAGAAAACCAUCCCAAGACGCGCUCGGUGAUAUUUUGAGGGUCUUCUGGGUGGAAUGGGGCGGCGGGAGCCCCGGUCCCAGCUGAAGACAUGAGCGCCGGGAGAGGGACAGACAGCUCGUCUGCGGCGCUGCGCCGCGUGUGAGUCUCCAUCCAUCCGAGGGGUCCGGUGUGCGCCCUCCUGCGUGGUGCGGACGCCUGGCUCAUGACAAUGGACUACCUGCUGUGGGUGUGCAGCCUCGUCGUGCCCGCGGUGCUGGCGGUGGAAGAAACCCUUAUGGACAGUCGGUGGGCAACCACAGAGCUGGCUUGGACCACGUUCCCAGAAAGUGGGUGGGAGGAGGUCAGCGGCUACGAUGACUCCAUGAGCCCAAUCAGAACCUACCAGGUGUGUAAUGUCCGACAGCCCAACCAGAACAACUGGCUGAGGACGGACUUUAUCCCCCGGAGGGGCGUGCUGCGCGUCUACGUGGAGCUCAAGUUCUCCGUCCGUGACUGCGCCAGCAUUCCCAACAUCCCCGGCUCCUGCAAGGAGACCUUUAAUCUGUUUUACUAUGAGUCAGAGGGGGACACGGCAACAGACACCAGCCCUCUGUGGAGGGAGAACCCCUACGUGAAGGUGGACACGAUUGCCCCAGACGAGAGCUUCUCUCUGCUGGAGGCGGGCAGGAUCAACACCAAAGUGCGCAGCUUUGGCCCCCUCUCCAAGGCGGGCUUCUACCUGGCGUUCCAGGACCUCGGUGCCUGCAUGUCUCUCAUAUCCGUCAGGGUUUUCUUCAAGAAGUGCUCCACCACCAUCGCCAACUUCGCUGUCUUCCCGGAGACUGCCACUGGGGCAGAAGCCACUUCCUUAGUCAUCGCUCCGGGGGCCUGUGUGACCAACGCUAUGGAGGUGUCCGUCCCUCUGAAGCUGUACUGCAACGGGGAUGGCGAGUGGAUGGUCCCUGUGGGCUCCUGUACCUGCGUCGCUGGCUUUGAACCUACUGCUGUGGACACCCAGUGCCAGGCCUGCAUCCCUGGGACCUUCAAAUCUAAAUUCGGGGAAGGAUCCUGUGCUCCCUGCCCGUCCAACAGUCGCACCAGUGCGCGAGGAGCCAAUAUUUGUCCCUGCCAGAACGGCUUCUACCGCGCUGACAGCGAUCCUCCUGACUCUGCCUGCACCACCAUCCCCUCGGCUCCUCGCAAUGUUAUAUCCAGCGUGAACGAGACCUCGCUGUCCUUGGAGUGGGAGGAGCCCGAGGACACGGGUGGGCGGAGCGACCUGGUCUACAACGUGGUGUGCAAGAAAUGUCUGCGGGACCGGAGCCCCUGCACGCGCUGCGACGACAACGUGGACAUCGCCCCUCGCAGGCUGGGGCUCAGGCAGAGGAAGGUGGUGGUGAGGAACCUGCAGGCUCACACGCGCUACAGCUUCGAGGUGCAGGCCGUCAACGGGGUUUCAGGGAAAAACCCCACGUCACCCAGCUACUCCACAGUCAACAUCACCACCAACCAAGCAGCACCUUCAGCAGUGCCCACCGUCCACCUGAUGCGCUCCACCUCGGACACCCUCAGCCUGUCGUGGCUGCCCCCCGAGAAACCCAACGGUGUCAUCCUCGACUACGAGAUCAAAUACCAUGAGAGGGGCCAGGCGAUGUCGCACACCGUAACUGCCCAGCACAGCUCAGCCAAGGUGGAGGGGCUGAGGGCCGCAACGCCUUAUGUGGUGCAAGUCAGAGCUCGCACCGUCGCUGGAUACGGACGCUACAGCAACCCCAUGGACUUCGGCACCAGCCUUCACAGUGACCCUCAGAAGUCGGUGCAGGACCAGCUGCCCCUCAUCGUCGGUUCGGCCUCUGCCGGUCUGGUGGUCAUCGUUGCCUUGGUGGUUAUCGCCGUUGUCUGCCUUAAGAAGCAGCGCAGCGGUUCCGAGCUGGAGUACACGGAGAAACUGCAGCAAUACAUUUCACCGGGGGUCAAAGUCUACAUCGACCCUUUCACCUACGAGGACCCCAAUGACGCCAUCCACGAGUUCGCCAAAGAGAUAGACAUCUCCUGUGUGAAGAUAGAAGAAGUCAUCGGUGCAGGGGAAUUCGGCGAGGUGUGUCGCGGGCGUCUCAAGCAGCCCGGUCGCAGAGAGAUGGUGGUGGCGAUCAAGACGCUGAAAGCUGGCUACACCGAGCGCCAGAGGCGGGAUUUCCUCGGCGAGGCCUCCAUCAUGGGCCAGUUUGACCACCCCAACGUGAUCCGGCUGGAGGGCGUCCUGACGCGCAGCUGUCCGGUCCUCAUCAUCACCGAAUUCAUGGAGAACGGGGCGCUCGAUUCCUUCCUCCGGCUAAACGACGGACGCUUCACCAUGACACAGCUGGUCGGGAUGUUGCGCGGCAUUGCUGCGGGGAUGAAGUACCUGUCAGACAUGAACUACGUGCACCGAGACCUCGCCGCCCGGAAUAUCCUGGUCAACAGCAACUUGGUCUGCAAGGUCUCUGACUUUGGCCUGUCACGCUUUCUGGAUGACACUUCUGCUGACCCCACUUACACAAGCUCCCUGGGAGGGAAGAUUCCCAUCCGGUGGACGGCACCAGAGGCCAUUGCCUUCAGGAAGUUCACCUCUGCCAGUGACGUGUGGAGUUACGGCAUCGUCAUGUGGGAGGUGGUGUCCUAUGGAGAGAGACCAUACUGGGACAUGAGCAACCAGGAUGUGAUGACGGCAGUGGAGCAGGACUACCGUUUGCCCCCGCCCAUGGACUGUCCCAUGGUGCUGCAUCAGCUGAUGCUGGAGUGCUGGAUGAAGGAGAGGAACCUGAGGCCCAAGUUCUCGCGCAUCGUCAGCACCCUGGACAAGCUGCUCCGCAACGCCGCCAGCCUCAAGGUGGUGACCAGCGGCAACUCAGGGGACCUGCUGCGGCUCGGAGGAACGCUGCCGGGACACAACAGGAAGAGUCCGGACGGCAGUCAGGAAAUCGUUCGGCAACAGAUGAGCCAAACCCUCCCCAUCAGAGUGUGAGCGGCGGGCGGAGCGGAGGACGGGGAACGAGCGGGAAAAACUACCUAGAAACUCUGGUGCAAAGAGCCUGAUGUAAGAUAAAAAAAGAAGAAAACAAAAAGGAGGAGGCGCCGGCUACAGAGAACGAGGACGAGGUUGUGGAGAUUUCUUUCCAACUGGAGAUUCAAUGUCCGUUUUAAAGAGAACAUUCCAUCGCAGUUUGUGUGUUCAUUACUUGACACUUGUGGAUUUGUGACUAUUGACAUAAGGCCAAACUUCCUAUUGCCCCCUCUCAGGUUGUGUUUGCAUGUCUGCAUGUGUUUUUCUGCUGGUUGGGAAUCGGUCCUUCCCUCUCGUCGGCCUCUGACUGAGGACGGGAGAGCCCACACAGGUGAUAGGGUUCAGCGUGUAGGUGAUACAACAGUGCCAAGAUAAAGCAAACGUUUGCUUCAAAACUAACUGUUAAAACAGAUCAACAUCUGUAGACUUUCAGUCAAAUCAAUCCUUCCUUCUUUCUUUUUUUUUCACCCAACCAACAAAUACUCUUUUAUUUAGAUUUUUUGAUUUUGUUUUUGGAAACAUGACAAAAAAAACAACUUACUUUUUCUUCCGCUUCCUCUUAAAUAUUGUCUUCCACAUGUACUGGGAGAAAUACUUGUUACAAAUCUGUACAGAGCAUCUGAGUCUUCACACCGUCUCCCUCUGUGUGUGUCAGGGGAGGGAUGGAACUGACACUGUGCGGGACACAUCGUGUGCAUGCCAAAGUGGAAGCGUCUUCAUGAGAAAAGUACAAACCAGUUCCUCAUUAGCUGUUGCUUUGGUGGCAUCUCGCUGUAUGGACUUUAACGUCCGUGUCUUUCUUAAUCUUAUUUGAUUCAUAUAGGCAUUGUUUUGAAUGCUAAGUUAUUAUGUAUUAUUGCAAAGAGGUGGGGUUUUUUUGUGUGUUUUUUUUACGAGUACCGGGGCUUAACUUUUUUAUUACAAUGCUUGUUUUUUCACGCAUUUAACAAACCAGACAGACAUGAAUGAUGGAAUUAAGAAGGAAACGUUUUGCUCCGACAGAGGAAUUACCUUUGAGACUUUGUCGAGAUCGCUGUUAGGCUUUUUGUUUUAUAUUUUAAAUGAAAAGUGCCCGUGGUUGUGCUGUGUUGUAUAUUUUACUUUGGCGAACAUGUUGCAGAUCAGCGAGAAUUAAAAAGGUCACUGUCCAGAUGAGAGCUCUGUGACCUUAAUAUUGACCUGACCUACAAACAUGAGUGUUAAACAAAUCACUCACUGGUUUAUUUCGACAGACAUGUGUUUUCCUCAGCACGCCAACUGUCAGCGCAGUUCCUAUUUAAAACAACUGCCUGUAUAUAAUACUAUAUUUCUAUUAGACCAAACCUGCUCAGCAUUUACAACUAUCUGACCUGACUUUGGCCUCUAUGACCCUCGUUUAUAUGCCUGUUUGUUUAUUGUGGAGGAGCAAACAAAUGGAGAAAUUGCAGUUCAAUAGUCCUUACAUAUCUGAAACUAUAUGUCACAAUGAAAGAAUAAAACGAAACAUGUGUCUGUUAGGCCAGACUUUUUCCUGUGCAAUUCAAGUUGUAUUAGAUUGUAAAAAAAAAGAAGAAGAAAAACUCCAGAAAACUAGAACAAAAAAUAAGCAUUUCUCUUUCAGUAUUUUUACGAUAAUCAUAUGCAAAUAAAUUAUUAAACGGA
Scophthalmus maximus (turbot) is the source of this 4959-nucleotide messenger RNA. It is a transcript of the gene ephb3a, whose product is annotated as eph receptor B3a. Gene Ontology annotation, molecular function: protein binding; transmembrane-ephrin receptor activity; ATP binding. Gene Ontology annotation, cellular component: neuron projection; plasma membrane. The record is from RefSeq and is a predicted model, not a curated record. Lineage: Eukaryota; Metazoa; Chordata; Actinopteri; Pleuronectiformes; Scophthalmidae. The transcript has 15 exons. The coding region runs from base 499 to 3279 and encodes 926 amino acids. Gene Ontology annotation, biological process: protein phosphorylation; cell surface receptor protein tyrosine kinase signaling pathway; axon guidance.